AAUAACAGAACCGGAUCAAGAUAUUGUUGGAACACUGAUGGGAUACACUGCUGAAACAGUGGAGGAACUUCUAGGUUUCUACGAAAAACAUGCUAGUGAGGUUGGGUUUUCCAUAAGGAAAGGAAACACGAGAUUCAAAGUUGGGACAAGAAUCGUGCUUGAAAAGACAUAUGUUUGUUCAGCAGCAGGAGUAACAAACAAUGGAAAGAACAAAAAGAAAAAAGUGCAAACAGUUGUUCCUGUGGUGCCCAAAAAAGAGAGAAAACCAAGGCAAGUUUCGAUCACGAGAACUCAAUGUAGGGCUUGCUUGAGAGUGAAAAUGAAUUCUGAAGGCAGAUAUGAGGUUGUUAAUCAUGUGAUAAUGCACAACCAUGAUUUAACUAGAAGUCAAUGGCACUACUUGCAUAGAUCUGAAAGGCAAAUAACGGAAGAGAAGAGGGAGGCAAUUGAAACUAUGCAAAAAUCUGGUCUGUCAUCCACGGCUUCCUUUAACUACAUGGCAAUUGAAGCUGGAGGUGAAGAAAAUUUGGGACACUCGAAGAAAGACCAUCUAAAUUACUGCACGAGGUUAAAAAUGAAGCAAAUAGAAGGAGGUGAUGCACAAGCAGUAACUGACAUAAUGUAUUUAGAGCUUGAAGGUGACCCAAACUUCUUUUUUAGAUUUAGAUUGGAUGAAAAAGGUAAAUUGAGGAGUUUGUUUUGGAGGGACUCUAUGAUGAUGGAAGACUAUGGAAUUUUUGGAGAUAUAGUGGUUUUUGACACGACGUAUAGAACAAACAGGUAUAACCUAAUUUGUGCUCCAAUAGUUGGAAUAAACAACCACUGGAACAAUUGCAUGUUUGGUUGUGCAUUCAUAGGAGAUGAAAAGAUUGAGUCGUUUGUGUGGCUUCUACAAACUUUCAAAAAGUCAAUGGGGGGAAAAAGUCCAAUAUCAAUCUUUACAGAUCAAGAUGCAGCAAUGAACAAUGCCAUCAAUCAGGUCUUUCCAGAUUCAAGACACAGAUUAUGUGUAUGGCAUUUGCAUCAGAAUGCUAUUACCAGAUUUGGGGCAUUGAAACGAGAUCCAACUUUUAAGAAGACAUUCAACUAUUGCUUGUAUAAGUGUGUCACAGUAGUUGAAUUUGAAACCAAUUGGAGAUCAAUGCUGCAACAAUAUGAGCUGAUAGGGGAAGAGUGGUUUACAAAUGUAUACGAUUUGAGAGAAAAAUGGUGCCCUGCGCUAAGCAAAGACUUCUUUUCAGCUGGGAUUUUGUCUUCACAACGAAGUGAAAGCACUAAUCACGCCAUCGGAUUUAGAGCAAACAGAACAACCAGUUUAACUGAUUUCUAUAGAUUGUUCAAAGGUACAAUACAACGUUGGAGAAGUACAGAAAAGCAAGCUGAAUUCUCUUGUAGUAAAUCGGUUCCAUCCUCGGCUUUACCACUAUCUGGAUUGUUGAAACAUGCAUCAGAAGUUUACACGUUGUCACUAUUCAGAGACUUUAAGGAGGAAUUUGGAUAUUCAAUUGCAACAACAGCAAAAUUAAUUUGGAAACAAGAAAAUACUGAGUUCUAUGCUGUUUCCAUUGAUGAAGAACCUUGGUCUGCACAGAGAGUAACAUACAUCCACGAGAGCCAAACAGUAUCAUGUACGUGUAAAAACUUUGAAGCUUCAGGAUGGUUGUGCUACCACUGCAUUAGGAUAUUGCACCUUCAUUCGGUUAACCGGAUUCCAGAAUAG
Messenger RNA from Spinacia oleracea (spinach), 1720 nucleotides. RefSeq names its product protein FAR1-RELATED SEQUENCE 5-like. The transcript is spliced from 4 exons. Bases 38 to 1720 code for a protein of 560 amino acids. Gene Ontology annotation, molecular function: zinc ion binding. The record is from RefSeq and is a predicted model, not a curated record. Lineage: Eukaryota; Viridiplantae; Streptophyta; Magnoliopsida; Caryophyllales; Amaranthaceae.